Platichthys flesus (European flounder) is the source of this 2457-nucleotide messenger RNA. RefSeq names its product tripartite motif-containing protein 16-like. The transcript has a single exon. The record is from RefSeq and is a predicted model, not a curated record. Gene Ontology annotation, molecular function: zinc ion binding; protein binding. Lineage: Eukaryota; Metazoa; Chordata; Actinopteri; Pleuronectiformes; Pleuronectidae. Bases 61 to 1725 code for a protein of 554 amino acids.
AGAGAUCUGGUUCUGUUCACAGGAAGUGAAACUGUUCUUCAGUCUCUGGCAGCAGCUGAAAUGGCGCAGCAGGAAAUUCUCUCCUGUCCGAUCUGUCUGGAUCCACUGAAGGAUCCGGUGGCUACUGGCUGUGGACACAGCUUCUGUAAGAGCUGUAUUAACACCCACUGGGACAAUGGGGAGGAGAGAGGAAGCUACAGCUGUCCUCAGUGUAGACAGACCUUCACACCGAGGCCUGUCCUGGUGAAAAACACCAUGUUAGCUGAUUUAGUGGAGGAGCUGAAGAAGACUGGACUCCAAGCUGCUCCUGCUGAUCACCGCUAUGCUGGACCUGAAGAUGUGGCCUGUGAUGUCUGCACUGGGAGAAAACUGAAAGCUCUCAAGUCCUGUUUGAAUUGUUUGGCCUCUUAUUGUGAAAAACACCUCCAGCCUCAUCUUCAGUCAGCUGCAUUGAAGAAGCACAAGCUGGUGGAGCCCUCGGAGAAGCUCCAGGAGAACAUCUGCUCUCGUCACGACGAGGUGAUGAAGAUGUUCUGCCGCACUGAUCAGCAGUGUAUCUGUUAUCUCUGCUCUGUGGAUGAACAUAAAGACCACGACACAGUGUCAGCUGCAGCAGAAAGGACUGAGAGGCAGAGAGAGCUCGGGCUGAGGAGACAAACAAUCCAGCAGAGAGUCCAGGACACAGAGAAAGACCUGAAGCUGCUUCAACAGGAGGAGGAGGCCCUCAAUGGCUCUGCUGAUAAAGCAGUGGAGGACAGUGAGGAGAUCUUCACUGAGAUGAUCCGUCUGCUGGAGAAAAGAAGCUCUGAUGUGAAGCAGCAGAUCAGAUCCCAGCAGGAAACUGAAGUGAGUCGAGUCAGAGAGCUUCAGGAGAGACUGGAGCAGGAGAUCACUGAGCUGAAGAGGAAAGACCAGGAACUGAAGCAGCUCUCAGACACAGAGGACCACACCCAGUUUCUACACAACUACCCCUCACUGUCACCACUCAGUGGAUCUACACACUCAUCCAGCUUCAGGAUCCGUCCUCUGAGGAACUUUGAGGACGUGACAGCAGCUGUGUCCCAGGUCAGAGGUCGACUACAGGACAUUCUGAGUGAGACAGAGACAGAGAUUUUACAGAUUGUGUCUCAAGUGGAUGUUUUACUGCCACAACCAGAACCAGAGACCAGAGCUGACUUCUUAACGUAUUCACAGAAAAUCACACUGGAUCCAAACACAGUAAACAAACGUCUGUUAUUAUCUGAGGGAAACAGAAAAGUAACAUGGACGAGUAAAGAUCAGUCUUAUUCUAAUCACCCAGACAGAUUCACUGAUAGGCCUCAGGUCCUGAGUAGAGAGAGUCUGACUGGACGUUGUUACUGGGAGGUGGAGGUGGAGCGUGGGGUGUAUGGAGGAGUUGGUGUAGCAGUCACAUACAAGAACAUCAGCAGAGCAGGAGACUCAGUUCAUUGUGGAUUUGGAUCAAAUGAUAAAUCUUGGUCAUUAUCUUGUUAUGGAAACAGUUAUAACUUUUAUUACAACAGCAUCCAGACCACAGUGUCAGGUCCUGUGUCCUCCAGAGUAGGAGUGUACCUGGAUCACAGUGCAGGUGUUCUGUCCUUCUACAGCGUCUCUGACACCAUGACUCUCCUCCACAGAGUCCAGACCACAUUCACUCAGCCGCUCUGUGCUGGAGUCAUGGUUUAUUGUUAUGGAUCCACAGCUGAGUUCUGUAAACUCAAAUAGACUCGAGUCAUUAAAGCAGUGAUUUAGAUUCUGUGUGUAAAUCUUUAACUUCUCUUGUCUCCAUGUUUGUUGAUCAAAGUUCUUCGUGGUGACGUUUCUGCUCCACACAGAGAUCAGCUGUCAAUCAAACACUGACCUUCCUUCAUCACACAUAUUCAGUUCUCACUUUAUAAAGACAGAAAUCUAUAAUCACACUGACAUGAAUGUGUUUGAAGAACUGAUGUUGUUUUCUAAAUCAAAGCAGAAAUCAGGUUGUGUGAUGUUUUAGAACAUGUGUUGAUCCUGAUGAGUGUUGCAACAGGGCGGAGAAUCCCUGGAAACUUUCUGGAAACUUUCUGAAACUUUCCACAGGAAGUUCAGCUCAUGAAGUUUGGAGAUUUUGACUCUUUUUUUUCAGAAGUUAUCUUGUAACAGGAAACUUAAAGGAAGUUGAGAAGCAGCCGAGCUCAGCUGGAGCCUGGAAGCAGCUGGUUGGGAACAUUGUCGUCCUGAAAAGUAAACCUGUGACUUUGUGUUGUUGUUGAACGUCUUUGUCGUUACCUAGCAUGUUGAUGACUUGUUACACUGAAGCCAUGUUCAUGUUAAUAUCAAGUUCAUCUGUAAACAGUAGGCUAACUUUUUACAGCCGUGAGAGUUCGAUGUAUGUACAGUUGAAAUCAGAAAUAUUAAAACCCCCAAAGAUUUUAAGGAUUCAUCAAUUAAAGUUUUUUCAAAGAGCAAGAUUCUGCUUCA